This is a messenger RNA of Mytilinidion resinicola, 1156 nucleotides long. RefSeq lists its product as uncharacterized. Bases 155 to 1084 code for a protein of 309 amino acids. Gene Ontology annotation, molecular function: 1-acylglycerol-3-phosphate O-acyltransferase activity. Gene Ontology annotation, cellular component: endomembrane system. The transcript is spliced from 3 exons. The record is from RefSeq and is a predicted model, not a curated record. Lineage: Eukaryota; Fungi; Ascomycota; Dothideomycetes; Mytilinidiales; Mytilinidiaceae.
CCAAGAUACCUCCGGGUACCUAGGAACCUCCAAAUGCACUAGCGACUAGCGGGGACCCUCCAACCAAUAAAAGCACCUCAGCGUCGUUGAUUAUACAUUUCAUCACCAGCCUCAUCCCACCUCUCCCUCAUCGCUCCUCCGUGUCUCAUCACUCAUGCCUCUGUCUCCCCUCGCCCAGCUCCGUGGGCUGGCUCUCCUCCUCCCAUGGACCGCCUACCUCCUCGGCGCCGACGUCGUGCUCUCGCUGCUUCUGCCUCUAAAACUGCUCUUCCCGACCCUCGUCUUCAACGCAUCCUCUCUCAUCGCAAACAGCGUAUGGGCGUGGGUCCAAGGUAUCUUCGUCACCUGGAAUCGCGCUAGCAUUACCAUUUCUUCGAAUCAGAGACUACCGAAAGGAGAAUCGGCGAUUGUGGUCGCGAAUCACGUGUCCUGGUCGGAUUUCUACCUGAUCCAAGAGGUUGCGCAGCGGUCGGGGAUGCUGGGUCUGUGUCGCUGGUUUGCGAAGAAGAGCCUACGGUGGGUACCGUUUCUAGGGUGGGGGCUGUGGGCGAUGGGGAUGCCGCUAGUAUCGAGGAACUGGACGAAGGACGAGAGGGAGUUGGAGAAGGUGUUUAGAGGGGUUGUACAGAAGAAGUGGCCUGUUUGGCUCAUCUCUUACAGCGAAGGCACCCGCCUCACCCCCGCCAAACAACGCUCCAGCAUCCAAUGGAGCCGCGACCACAACCGCCCCGUCAUGAAGCACGUCCUGUAUCCCCGCAUGCACGGCUUCGUCGCGACCGUCAACGCGUUGCGCCACACUAAGCACGUGCGCGCCGUCUACGAUAUGACCAUUGCCUACGCCCACGGUCAGAACUUCAUGCAGGCGCCCUCUUUCUGGGACACCUUCACGACGAACUUCGCUGCAACGGGGUACCGGUUUUACGUGCACGUGGAUCGUUAUCCGAUAGCUGAGCUACCGGAAACGGCGGAGGGACUGAGUCAGUGGCUGGAGACGAGGUGGGUGCAGAAGGGGAAUCGGUUGGAUGACUUGAAGAGAAAACUGGAGAGGGGGGAGGAGUGGGAAGCCGACGAGCUGGAGUAUUAACGAAUCACGAUUUAUAAUAUAUAAUUUAUAAGGUCGACCGAAAUCUAAGUUCUAAUGCUCACAACUUCGCCC